CUGCAGGGCAAAGUGAUGGAGGAGAAGGCACUGGAGGUGGGCAGCUGUGGGCUGGGGCCAGGGGCUGUGGCAGUGGCCCUGGAGGAUAUGGCAGGGCGCCCUGGCCCCACAGAGCCCCCCCUACUGACCACACACCUGAAGAAAGUGGAGAACCAUAUCACAGAAGCCCAGCGCUUCUCUCAUCUUCCAAAGCGCUCUGCAGUUGAUGUAGAAUUCGUGGAGCUGUCCUAUUCUGUUCGAGAGGGACCCUGCUGGCGCAAGAGGGGAUAUAAGACCCUUCUCAAAUGUUUAUCUGGCAAGUUCUGUCGAAGGGAGCUGAUUGGCAUCAUGGGACCCUCAGGCGCUGGGAAGUCAACAUUCAUGAACAUCCUUGCUGGGUAUAGGGAGACUGGCAUGAAGGGGCAGAUCUUGGUGAAUGGACGACCUCGGGAGCUGCGGACCUUUCGCAAAAUGUCAUGUUACAUCAUGCAGGAUGAUAUGCUGCUUCCUCAUCUCACUGUGCUAGAGGCCAUGAUGGUCUCUGCCAACUUGAAGUUGAAUGAAAAACAAGAGGUGAAGAAGGAGCUGGUGACUGAGAUUCUGACGGCUUUGGGACUGAUGUCCUGCUCCCACACGAGGACAGCCAUGCUCUCCGGGGGUCAGAGGAAACGACUGGCAAUUGCUUUGGAGCUUGUCAACAACCCACCUGUCAUGUUCUUUGAUGAGCCUACCAGUGGGCUGGACAGUGCCUCCUGCUUCCAGGUUGUAUCAUUAAUGAAGUCCUUGGCUCAGGGGGGCCGUACCAUCAUCUGCACCAUCCAUCAGCCCAGUGCCAAGCUAUUUGAGAUGUUUGACAAGCUCUACAUCCUGAGCCAGGGGCAAUGCAUCUUCAAGGGUAUGGUCACCAACCUGAUUCCUUACCUGAAGGGGUUGGGCCUCCAUUGCCCCACCUACCACAACCCAGCGGACUUCAUCAUUGAAGUAGCAUCAGGGGAGUAUGGGGACCUGAAUCCAAUGCUGUUCCGGGCAGUCCAGAAUGGACUCUGUACUGUGGCAGAGAAGAAAGACACCCCAGAGAAGAACCAUGUCCAGUCCCCUUCCCCUGUUUGUCCUCCAGAAGUAGACCCCAUCGAGAGUCACACAUUCGCCACUAACACGUGUACCCAGUUCCGAAUCCUCUUCAAGAGAACCUUCUUGUCCAUCCUUAGGGACACGGUUCUGACCCACCUUAGAUUCAUGUCCCAUGUGGUGAUUGGUGUGCUCAUUGGUCUCCUUUACCUUCACAUCGGAAACGAUGCCAGCAAAGUCUUCAACAACACAGGCUGCCUCUUCUUCUCCAUGCUUUUCCUCAUGUUCGCUGCCCUCAUGCCUACUGUUCUUACCUUUCCCCUAGAAAUGGCUGUCUUCAUGCGGGAGCAUCUCAACUAUUGGUAUAGCCUCAAAGCUUAUUACUUGGCCAAGACUAUGGCUGAUGUGCCCUUUCAGGUGAUUUGCCCUGUGGCUUAUUGCAGCAUUGUGUAUUGGAUGACUAGCCAGCCAGCUGAAGCCUCCAGAUUCCUGCUCUUCUCUGCUCUGGCCAUAGCCACUGCCCUGGUAGCCCAGUCCCUAGGACUAUUGAUUGGGGCUGCAUCCAACUCCCUACAGGUGGCCACCUUUGUGGGUCCGGUAACGGCUAUCCCUGUCCUCCUCUUCUCUGGCUUCUUCGUUAGCUUCAAAACCAUCCCUACCUAUCUGCAGUGGAGUUCCUACCUCUCCUACGUCAGGUAUGGCUUUGAGGGUGUGAUUCUGACCAUCUAUGGCAUGGAGCGGGGGGACCUGGACUGCUCAGAGAACUCCUCAGGAUGCCCAUUCCAGAAACCCGAGAGCAUCCUCCAACAAAUGGAUGUUGAGGAUGCCAAGCUCUACAUGGAUUUCGUGGUGCUGGGCAUCUUCUUCCUGGCACUGAGGCUGUUGGCAUACCUUGUGCUCCGCUACCGGGUGAAGUCGGAGAGAUAGAGCUCCCGCUUCCUUCCAGCUGCAGCAGGAAGCCC
This is a messenger RNA of Gracilinanus agilis (Agile Gracile Mouse Opossum), 2009 nucleotides long. RefSeq names its product ATP binding cassette subfamily G member 4 (gene ABCG4). The coding region runs from base 16 to 1974 and encodes 652 amino acids. Gene Ontology annotation, cellular component: plasma membrane. The record is from RefSeq and is a predicted model, not a curated record. NCBI's taxonomy places the organism in Eukaryota, Metazoa, Chordata, Mammalia, Didelphimorphia, Didelphidae. Gene Ontology annotation, molecular function: ATP hydrolysis activity; ATP binding; ABC-type transporter activity. The transcript has 14 exons.